AUGCCAGCUAUCGCGACAUUGCAACAACCCACCGCACCUCUCCAGGUGUGGAACUCGCUGGUUAAAAAGUGCAUCCCGCGGGAGGAAAAUGAAGACAUCAGAUUUUGGUGGAAUCUGACUGGAUACCAUCUGGGUGUGAUGAUUGAUGCCGCUGGAUAUUCGCUUGAGAAGCAGUAUGAAGUCCUUCUCUUCCACUAUCAUUGGAUUGUUCCUCGGUUAGGACCAGCACCAAAGCCCGACGGUACUCCCAUGUUUAAGUCUCUAGUAGCCUAUGAUGGCUCGCCUUUCGAGUACUCCUGGAAGUGGAACACCAGCACUGGUGAGCCUGAUAUCCGCUACUCGUGGGAGGCAGUUGGUAAGAACUCGGGUACACCAUCAGACCCAUUGAACCACGAUCCGUCACUGGACUACAUGGACAAGGUGACUCAAGUGCUGCCCAAAACCGACUACACUUGGUUCCGUCACUUCCUGGCGGAGAUUUAUAACCCCGACCGGGGCUUUUAUGCUAAAGAGCUGGAAGCUGGUGAGCCUCCAGCCACCACACUCAUGCAUGCUGUGGAAUAUAAUAAGAAAGCCGACUUUGGGCUCAAGUCCUAUUUUUUGGCAAGGAAGCUGUUCCAAGGAGGCGACCCUGCGACUUUGCAGGAGUGGGACAAUGCCAUUGUAAAGCUGAGCCCCGGCGAGGCUCACCCUGGUAGAGAUGCCUUGAUGCAUUUCCUGGCCACCAGCCCCGAGGGCAAAUUAAUGAAGCCAAACGUCAUGGGCAUGGACAACGUUGAGUCAUCGAAAUCCCGCCUGAAGAUGUAUUUCACGUCAGCAAACACCAGCUUCCAGUCCGUUCGCGAGAUCAUGACAAUGGGCGGGAUCUGUGAUAUCUCCGAAGAGAGCCUGCAGGACCUUCGCUCCAUGAUCCUCGCUGUGCUGGGUCUGCCAUCAGACUUCCCGGAAGAGCAGAAUAUUUCCGUUGAGGCAACAACCGGCGGUAACUCAUGGAAGGAUUUUGAAGCAUUGUGCGAAGGAUUCAUCUACUUCUUCGACAUUGCCCCCGCCAAUGGCAAGCCGGAGGUCAAGUUCUACCUAACCACUCGCAAGUAUGGUGCCGAUGACCUGACUAUCGCCCGGAACUUGGUGGGUUGGAUGAAUGCACACGGCCGUGGCGCAUACUCUGAUGCGUACAUGGGUAUGUUGGAGAAGAUUGCCGAACACAGAGGUCUGGAGAACGGCAAGGGAAUGCAUGCCUAUAUCAGUUACCAGUGCUCUCAGAAGGGGGAGCCAGAUGUGAAGUCAUACAUCUCCCCUGAACUGUAUCACAAGGCUCGAUACUCAGGCAUUUAA
Molecule: messenger RNA, 1335 nt
Organism: Penicillium salamii
Lineage: Eukaryota; Fungi; Ascomycota; Eurotiomycetes; Eurotiales; Aspergillaceae
Source: the annotation of a GenBank genome assembly